AUGCAUUUGUCUCUAUGUUGUAACACUUUGUUGAAUCCUGCUGUAAUUGGCGAUUCAAAUGAGGACGCGUAUGUGAAGUCUGCGCAAUUUAGCCCCGACGGUGCUGUUUUUCUCGCCAUAUUCAACGAUUCGCGGUUAUCAAUAUAUCAUACACCGGAAGUCGAUCAUAGGGAGGACAAAAAUAUUCCCGACUAUGCCCCUGCUACUGUUUCAUCAAUGUUAGAAUUGCGCUGUAACGAUGACAUCAGAGGCGCGUGCUUUUUUCCAAAUUUUAAUUACGCAGUUCCGGACUCAUGCUGUUUGCUGAUUGCCUCACGAGGAAACCCCGUGCAUCUCCAUGACACGCAAACAGGGAAACGACAUUUCACGUAUAAACCUAUCAGUCGGCAAGAGGAGUUGGUGGAAACAUAUUCACUAGAUUUUCAUCCGCUUGGCAAAUAUUUCAUUGCUGGCAGUCGAGGAACAAUUCAUAUUUUUGACAUCGAAUCACCAGGCAGCGAUAUUGAGGCAAGUGAAACACCCACACAGGGUGUCCGCAAGAUUUAUGCAAAAAUAGGAGGAACCUUUGGCAUUGUUUCAUCCAUAUCUCAUAAUCCACACGCUUAUAACGUAUACGCGUGCGGUGAUUAUAAUUCGUUAAUUGGUGUAUUCGACCACAACAUAUCGCGACACGAAAGUCUCACCAAACCAUUCACUGACAGUGAACGACAGAUGGGACCUAUUACCCAUUUACGGUGGUUAAAUGAGCACAUAUUGCUAGAAGGAGGUCGUACCGACGCCUACGUGCGUGCUUUUGACAUUCGUGGAACAAGUAACGCACCCAUCAUGCGUUGUAAAAGGACAGUAGUGAAUAAUCAAAAGGUUACAUUCGAUAUCAAAGAUGGUGCUCUCGUAUCAGGCACAUCCAACGGGGACGUCGUAGCUUAUGAAACAGCAACUGCGGAAUGUCAAAUGGUCACUAAGAUAUCAGCAAACCCGGUUACCAGCGCGCAGUUCCAUCCAACCUUGCCCUUGUUACUGACUGCGAGCGGGACCAGGACAUUCCAGUCAUACAAGGGCGAUAUCGAUAGCGAUACCGACACUAUUUCUGAUUCUACGGUUAAGUUGUGGUUCGUUUCCACAGAUUCACAAACAUAG
Babesia bigemina is the source of this 1137-nucleotide messenger RNA. Its product is annotated as -Telomerase Cajal body protein 1. Bases 1 to 1137 code for a protein of 378 amino acids. NCBI's taxonomy places the organism in Eukaryota, Apicomplexa, Aconoidasida, Piroplasmida, Babesiidae. The transcript is spliced from 6 exons. Gene Ontology annotation, molecular function: protein binding. The record is from RefSeq and is a predicted model, not a curated record.